GAAAAUUUCCGCUCCGUGGGACGGCGCCCUUAGGCUUCUCUUUGGUAAUGAAUAUCCGAAGCGCAUGUGUAAUAUAAAGUUGACUAAACAAUAUCGUGACAGUACCACGCAAUGGAAUAUUUGUUAAAUGGCCUAUCUUUUAUAUUAAUUUGGAUUUUUACAGUUUCAUCAGUUGUUGCACAUUAUUGUGUAUGGGGAUUAUGUGAAUCUUGGGAGUAUUGCUGUGAUGAGAAUCUAUGCUGUACCUAUGAUGAUUACAACGUAUGGAUUGCAGUGAUAAUCAUAGCUGGAGUUGUAAUUGGCAUGAUAUUUGCUGGUAUAUGUCUUUACUAUAAUUUUCAACGUAUCUAUGUUUACUUGCGUCAAAGAUGCUACAGUAUUAAUUCUGUUCCAAUACCUUCAGAGUUUGAGUCUGAUGUAAAAAUCUGAUCAAUAUACUCAUCAUAAUUUAUUUCUAUUAUUAGGGAAUAAGUAUAUCAUACUAUGAUGUUAAGACUAGUUUUAUUUAUUUUAUAUCCUUUUAAUCAUUACAUUUAUUAUAUAUAUGCAUUACUAAUAAUUUUUAUA
This is a messenger RNA of Odontomachus brunneus, 567 nucleotides long. RefSeq lists its product as uncharacterized. The transcript is spliced from 4 exons. The record is from RefSeq and is a predicted model, not a curated record. The coding region runs from base 112 to 429 and encodes 105 amino acids. NCBI's taxonomy places the organism in Eukaryota, Metazoa, Arthropoda, Insecta, Hymenoptera, Formicidae.